AUCAUAUUUUUAAAAGCGGUGACCCUGAAUAGCAAAUAGUACGUCUCGAUGUUUCACUGUCACUCUAUCCAUGAAAUUGAAAUGGCCGAAAUCAAAAUCUAUAUCGCCCCUCUAUCUUCUAAGCCGACGCUUUACAUCAACUCUACACUCCGCAGAAUCAAAUUCAACUAUCCACUGCAAAAUCAAAGAUUUGAUCUCAAGGGGACUCUAUGGCCAAACACUUGUACUCUAUACACAAGAGUUCCAUCGCGCAGGUGUCCAAGCCAACGCCUUUAUCCUCCCUUCACUACUCAAAGCCUGCUCUUCCUCUCACUACCAUCAUUAUGGCCUUCAACUUCACUGUGUCGUUCUUAAAUCAGGGUUUCUCUCUGAUCCCGUUAUUUCUAAUGCUCUCAUGCCCUUUUAUGCUAAAUCUUCAGACGUUGAACUCGCACUUAAAGCGUUCGAUGCAAUGCCUUCGAGAGAUAGUAUCUCUUGGAAUUCUAUCAUAAAUUGCUGUGUACAAAAGGGCCGUAUCACCAAAGCGUUUGAAUUGUUUAAGGAAAUGUAUAGACUUGGUUUUGUGCCAAAAUCUGAGUUGCUUGCUAGUUUUAUAUCGCUCUCUGUACGUUUUGGAGAUUUGAAACUUGGAAGAAUCAUUCAUGCUCUCGUUAUUGUUGAUGAGAGGAUCCAGGAAGAGGUUUUUGUUCUAACUUCUUUAGUUGACUGGUAUUUUAAGUGUGGUUACUCUUCCAUGGCUUUACGCGUGUUUGAUCGAAUGGAGGUGAAAAAUGAGAUUUCCUGGACUGCGAUGGUAUCAGGGUGCAUUGCAAAUUUCGACCAUGGUAUGGCCGUUGAUUGUUUUCGAGCAAUGCAAAUUAAUGGGGUUAAACCUAAUAGAGUAACAUUGAUUGCGUCGUUACCAGCAUGUGCUGAGUUGGGUUGUAUUAAGCAUGGAAAAGAAAUUCAUGGAUAUGCAAUUCGUCAGGGGUUCGAUUCGGAUCGUCAUUUUUUAUCUUCUCUUAUUCAUAUGUACUGCAUAAGUGGAAAAUCAAUGCAGCCUGCCAAGCUUAUUUUUGAGAGAUCAGAAGUCAAAGAUGUCGUGCUCUGGAGUUCAAUUAUUGGGAGCUAUUCUCGAAGUGGACACAGUGUUGAAGCUAUAAAUCUCUUUAAGCGGAUGAGAGAAGAAGGUAUUGGACCAAAUUCCGUGACUCUAUUGGCAGUGAUCACUGCCUGCACAACUAAAACAGCACUUGAGCUUGGAAAUGCGACUCAUGGAUACAUUGUGAAAUGUGGCUUGAAUUUUGAUGUUUUUAUUGGGAAUGCACUUAUAAACAUGUAUGCAAAGUGUGGCUGUCUGGUGGCUUCGCAUCAAAUUUUCAAGGAGAUGCAUAUAAAAGAUUCAGUGUCAUGGAGUACGUUGAUUGCGGGUUAUGGCUUGCACGGUUAUGGUAAGGAAGCUUUGUCUUUCUUCCAUGAAAUGCAAGACAGGCUUGUUGAACCAGAUGCAAUUACUUUAAUUGCCAUUUUAUCAGCUUGCAACCAUGCUGGCCUCGUCGAAGAGGGGAAACAGAUAUUUGAUAAUGUGAAAAAAGAAGGAAAAAUUCUACUUACUAUAGAACAUUAUGCUUGCCUAAUUGAUCUUCUUGGAAAGUCGGGGAAAAUCGAUGAUGCUUUUGAUAUUGUGCGAACAAUGCCCUUGAAACCUAGUGCAUCAAUAUGGAGCUCUUUGGUUUCAGCUUGCAAAACUCAUGGGAGAUCAGAAAUUGCUGAAAUACUAGCACGCCAACUUAUAGAAUCAGAACCUGGAAAUGCUGCCAACCAUACUUCGCUGAGUGGGAUUUUCGCGGAAUCAAAAAACUGGCAUGCUGUAGAAGAGGUAAGGAGAUUCAUGAAAGCAAAGGGACUAACUAAAUGCUAUGGAUUUAGCCAGAUUUCAAUAGGCAACCCUUCUUCAUUUCCAAUUUAGUUUUAUAGUCAGGUUGGUGACAGUUGAGUUGCCCCAUUCCAGUAAUCAAAUCACUUGGGACAAAUCAGUUUUUGAAUGCAGUUCUAUGAAGUUCCUUUUUUUUUUUUUUGGGAGGGCUCAAUAUUGGGCAUAAUCAAACAAAAUCACAUGCAGAAAACUAAUUUUGGGUUCUCUAGGAACUAAGCAUACUGCAAUCUGACUUGCUAAAUCCCUUUUUCUUGCCAAAUUCUGGAGUGGGUAUUGAUUUGAUGUCACUUUUUGUUCAAAGAAGAAUGAAAAUGAGCGAGAGAAAUGUUUACUUGAUCGCUGAUCGUACAAAGGUUUUGCUCGUCUUGGGCCGUGAACUUGGAGGUUCGCUUUACGUAGCAGAUGCCGAGAUAGUGGUCGAAAAGCCCAUCGACUGCCGCCCCACCGACUUCGACUUUUGCAUCGUAUUUGACACAACCGUUCCCGCCACCGACCAUUUCCCCUGAGCCCUAAAUUCCCAUCCAUGAUUUCUGCGCUUUCAAGAUCUCUGUGUUCCGGAGUGGUUCAACUAAAAAGCAUCUUUUGAGAACUCAGCCGUAUCCCCAUGUUAACUGUUGAGAAAUUUUCAUUCAAAUGGUAGAUUCAAAAUAAAAUAUGUGCGGCUAGAUUUAUAUUUUGGAUCAUGAAAAAAUGAACAUAAUUAAAUAAUUUCUUAUCUGAAUAUCAAUAUAUAUAUAUAUAUUAAAGAAAAAUAAUUAAUUUAUUAUUAUUUUUUUCAGUUUAAUCCUUUCAUUCUGUUUAACCAUUAUAUUUAUUGAAAAGAAACUUCCUA
Messenger RNA from Manihot esculenta (cassava), 2747 nucleotides. Its product is annotated as pentatricopeptide repeat-containing protein At4g31070, mitochondrial. Gene Ontology annotation, molecular function: protein binding; RNA binding. Gene Ontology annotation, biological process: RNA modification. The record is from RefSeq and is a predicted model, not a curated record. NCBI's taxonomy places the organism in Eukaryota, Viridiplantae, Streptophyta, Magnoliopsida, Malpighiales, Euphorbiaceae. Bases 71 to 1948 code for a protein of 625 amino acids. The transcript has a single exon.